ACCACAGCUGGCCCUACAACUACCACAGAGACUCCAACAACAACAACAACAGCCACUCCUACAACUACCACAGAGGUUCCAACAACGACAAAAGGUGCUCCCAAUACAACAUCAGCUGCACCUAUAACCGCAACAGAUGCUCCAACAACAACCACAGCUUCUCCCACUACAACCACAGCUGUCCAUACAACUACCACAGAGGCUCCAACAACAACAACAGCCACUCCUACAACUAGCACAGAGGCUCCAACAACAACCACAGCUUCUCCUACUACAACCACAGCUGGCCCUACAACUACCACAGAGGCUCCAACAACAAGAACAGCCACUCCUACAACUAGCACAGAGGCUCCAACAACAACCACAGCUUCUCCCACUACAACCACAGCUGCACCUACAACUACCACAGAGGGUCCAACAACAUCAACAGCUGCCCCAACUACGGAGGCUCCAACAACAACAACAGCCACUCCUACAACUACCACAGAGGUUCCAACAUCAACAACAGCUGCCCCAACAACUACGACAGACGCUCAAACAACAACCACAGCUUCUCUCACUACAACCACAGCUGCCCCUACAACGAGCACAGAGGCUCCAACAACAACCACAGCUUCUCCCACUACAACCACAGCUGCCCCUACAACG
This is a messenger RNA of Osmerus eperlanus (European smelt), 648 nucleotides long. RefSeq names its product mucin-2-like. The annotation marks the transcript as partial. The record is from RefSeq and is a predicted model, not a curated record. The transcript has a single exon. Lineage: Eukaryota; Metazoa; Chordata; Actinopteri; Osmeriformes; Osmeridae.